GGGCGGGCGCACGGUAACUCUGCCUCCUCCUCUCUGUUGUGUAUGCUAUGUUUCCCCCACUCUUGCUAUCUUUUGGGCGUUACGUAUUAAUGACAAGAGUGGGAUGAUCAUUGGCGAAAUAAUUCUACCGUGUUGGUUGGAGAUAAGCCGGCAUGCCAGCGUGCCGCUAUAGCCAUGUACUCUCGUAAUAUGGAGUACUCAAUUAAGUUGUCAAUUACUUACCCAAGUAGGUAGGAAGACAGAUGAAACUGUAUAAUAUGUACCUAGUCAUGUUACCUCCCACCUAAUACACGUAGGAAUGCAUAUGUGUCGUGAUAGCGGCCGCCAGCCAGCCACCCAGCCAAUAUGUACUACUCCAGCUCAAGCCACCAAGGGAAAAAGCAAAUUCAUAGGUACAGCCUACUUUAAGAUUCUCAUCCUCCUUGUGCUUGAUCUGUCGAAUUUCCACGACUACAUCAGAUAUUACUUUCAUAAAUGUCUUCUAGAUCACCCCCUAAGGUAUGGGAAAAGGUCGAGAGAGAUCCUUCAAGUCGGCUACAUGUCGUUAUCGUUGGGGCUGGACUCGGUGGUCUCGGCGCUGCUAUUGCGAUACUUCUCGUAGGGCAUGAUGUCACAGUGCUCGAGAGCGCAUCCGAGAUUGGAGAAAUAGGUGCCGGGAUUCAAGUCUUGCCUAAUUCAUCAAGGAUAUUAAUAUCCUGGGGGUUAGAAGACAAGAUGGCCAAGUAUGCCACAAUGCCCCGUUAUUCCAAUAUGAUCGGCUGGAAGGGGAAUCAUUUGUCAAGGAUGGACCUUCAUGCCUAUGGGAAGGCUUUAGGGACGCCCUUCUGGGAUUUUCAUCGCGCCAAUUUACAUCGUUGUCUUCUAGACAGAGCCAUCGAACUUGGUGCCAAACUUCACGUCAAAUCAAGAGUCCAAGCGAUUGAGUAUGCCCAAGAUAAGUUGACUGCAACUGCCCGAUUGAGCGAUGGGAGGGCCAUGUCUGCAGACCUAAUUGUUGGGGCAGACGGUAUCUCGUCGCAGCUACGAGAAGUCUUACUCGGUAAACCGGAUCCUCCCGUGCCCACUGGAGACCUAGCAUAUAGGCUGCUCAUUGAUGCUAAGGAUAUGUUGGCAGACCCUGAACUGCGACACUUUAUCCAGGACCCUCAGGUCAACUACUGGAUAGGACCCGAUGCACAUGCCGUCAAUUAUGUCCUCAGGGGCGGGGAGUUAUUCAAUAUGGUUUUAUUGGUCCCGGAUGAUAUGCCCGCAACUUCCAUGACCGUAGAUGGGAAUGUAGAAGAGAUGCAAGCCUUAUACGAGGGUUGGGACCCUAAAAUAGGUAAAAUCUUGAAUCUCUGUCAAUCUGUUCAGAAGUGGAAGCUUUGUAUCCGCCCUACUCUAGAGAAAUGGACUCACGAAUCGGGAACAUUCACUUUACUAGGAGAUGCUGUUCACGCAACACUUCCAUAUCUCGCCAGUGGCUGUGGCAUGGCUUUAGAGGAUGGAGCAGCCUUAGGUCUCUGCUUAGCGAAGAUAACCAACAAAUCUCGUGAGCAGAAACUGCAAGCACUUAGAGUGUAUGAAGAAUGUCGAAAAGAGAGAACCGAGAGGGUAGUCGACAGGGGUAACUACCAACAGUACUUGUACCAUGUUCACGAUGGCAAGGAGCAGAGAGAAAGAGACAAAAGGUUCAAAAUGUUCGGGGAGAUUGACGAAUUAUUAUUGAAUAAUCCUGAGUUUAUUGCACGGCCGAGACUAGAAUCGGGUGAUGACCCCUUGCCUUGGAGGUACUACGGCGUUGGAGGUUGGUUGUUGGCAUACGAUCUUGAGAAGGAUGUAGAACUUAGAUGGGAACAGGCCCAACAGACCCAACAAGGCACGACACGCUCACGUCUGUAGUUUAACGGAGUCCAUCCAUAAGAGCGUAGCAUCUAUGUAGAUUUAAUUAAUUUUGGGGGGCACCUUGCCGAAAUCCACGGUAAUCCUUGGUAUCUAUCUUGUGGUCUCUGACGGAAACUCGCUCACAAGAAACAAGCGGUAGCUAGAAUAAUCGUUAUGAUUUAUUUUUUAAAUUUAUAUACCUAGGUACUGAAUAUAUAGGGUGUGGUUCACUCUAUUUCUA
Hypoxylon trugodes is the source of this 2104-nucleotide messenger RNA. Its product is annotated as FAD/NAD(P)-binding domain-containing protein. Lineage: Eukaryota; Fungi; Ascomycota; Sordariomycetes; Xylariales; Hypoxylaceae. Gene Ontology annotation, molecular function: monooxygenase activity; FAD binding. Bases 475 to 1881 code for a protein of 468 amino acids. The record is from RefSeq and is a predicted model, not a curated record. Gene Ontology annotation, biological process: secondary metabolite biosynthetic process. The transcript is spliced from 4 exons.